Molecule: messenger RNA, 6162 nt
Organism: Callorhinchus milii (elephant shark)
Lineage: Eukaryota; Metazoa; Chordata; Chondrichthyes; Chimaeriformes; Callorhinchidae
Exons: 4
Coding region: 1-3390 (1129 amino acids)
Source: RefSeq, a predicted model, not a curated record
AUGGGGCAGCAAGACAUGAUGUGGAGGUUCCUCUUAAUCCUCACCGCUUCCAGCACCAUUCACACCAGCACCUUCACGCCUGUAAGAUACCCGGAGUUGGAUUUGGAGCUCCCUCAGCACUGGGGUGUGGAGCCGAUUGACACAGCCAUUGAUUUCAGUGGAGAAGAUGACGACGAGACAGGCCAGCAGAAGGACCCAGAUGAUGAGGGAGAGAUUCUUAUGUCAGAACAGUUUAUAUUGAGGAAUGCAUCAAGCUCUCCAUUCAUCACUACACAGCUCAGCCAUCCUGUGGUUGGUCUCCCCAGUAAAGCUCAAGCAGACGAAAUGCUGACCAUCAAUACUUUUCCCCAAAGUUCUCUAGUAGAUCCUCCAAGUCACAAGCUCACCACUCAAAGGACUGAGCGUCCCACUCCCUGGCCCGUAGUCCUUCUUGAAGGCGUGGCUCCCGCUUUCACUCCUAACAAUGCCAUUGCUCAACAGCACCCUCUGUCCACCAGUGUCCACAUGCAGGAAGAGGCUCCGACUAAUGUCCAGCCUCCAUCAUUUACCAGGUCCCACCUCAUGGUUAACGAGGGGAGCCGGGACAUCUCCAUGGCAACCUUCAGGCCAGUACAAACCGCAGUACUGUUGGUCGCAAAAUCAGGGUCUCCUCCAAUCACAACAGACCAGUCGCUCGUGGUCGGCCAAUCCAGUAGCUUUCAUCCUCCCGGGAAGAUUGGUCCACUUGGUGUCACAGUUUCUAUGGCGACUGUUAGCCACCAUCAACCCCAGCGUGAUAUUAUGGAGCUGGUGGUACAUUCUGGCUCGCAACAAAUCAACACUGUUGGUAAUGAGAGCAAGAAGGGUGGGGUUACACCACAACCUCCCAAGUCUCCAUUGAGUGAUGUUAGCAGAUACUUAUCCUCCCAUCAAAGCACUCAUUCCUACAUCUCCCCAGAGAGUGGCUACGACAUUCACACCUACCCUGCUGACAACGCCACCCUUACCAUACAGCUCCUGCACAAAUACACACUGGUCAAUGAUCGAACACCGGACCAACGUGGGACAUGGGGCUCUUUCCCCACUGAGAUGGUAUCCAUCUCACCAACAGCAAGGAUGCAGCAUUUAACCAUGAAAGGCGGCAGGCGGGAAGUGACCGAUACGGCUAAAGUAGGAAGCUCAACUUAUUUCUCGGCAAUUGGUGCUCAGAGACAAACAUCUACGCCAGUUUACUCACUGCCUACAUCCACUGGGAAAGUGAGAGGACAGGACACAACCAAUGGCCUGUCCCUGGGAAUGACGUGGACCCAGCCCACAGCGCCUGCCGUGUGGCUGACGACAAAAGGGUCAAAUAAACCCAACGGCUUUGUGACUGAAAGACCUUUGACCGAGGAAAGGAAAGGAACAUCCAGUACUCUGAGACCAGAGGAGACCACAACAACCAAUCGGCCAUUAACGGUCAAUAUGGAGACAAUAAAGGGUCCUGCAGACAAUGGAGGUGUUACCCAGGCCUCCGAAGGGACUGCCACUUCUAGGAUAGUGGCUGCUACCGGGAAACCUGGGAUCCAUCACACAACCAUGGCAACAAUAACACCCAGCCGACAGCCAGGAACCAGUGAGAAAAACGUUAGCACAAAGGGAGCAUCCAACAGUUCAGCUGGUGGCAGCAGAUCAUCUCCAGACUCGGGAUACAGAUCAGAGUGGAAGCGGAUUGUGCCAGUGCAUGGCCGGAAUCCAGGCCCAACCACUGCCAAUCAUUCGGGUGAAGAUGAAUAUCGCUCCCGGCCAUGUACGUGGGAGGGGAAGUGUGUGUCCAAUAGAACCUCCACUGGAUGGAAUGACAUGAAGCGGACGUUGGGCUUUGUCUGGGAGAUGCAUGUCUAUGGAGCAGGGUUGCUCUUUGUUAUCCUCAUGCUAAUAUCUGCUAUUAAUCUGAUUGGCUCUUCUAUUCUCUACGUUCCAGACCUUGGUUACCUCAUGGCAGCUAAUGCCCUUUUAUUUACAUUGGGUCUCUUUAGGCUGUGUUCCUGUUUCUUGACCCAUAUGGCAGCACCUUCCAAAUUUCCUUUGAACAUGGUCCUUCAUGUCCUCUCAGUUUCGUACGGGGCGCUGCUAAUUGCAGCAUUUUUUCUAGCAUUCCGUAAACUCAAGAAGCGCUCUGAAGCCACCAUUGAGCAAAUGCAGAAAACUACAAUCUGUAAUGAAGAAAGCAUUGAACUCCAGCAUCAGGAAAGGUCAUUGAGAUGCCUUUUGAUUUCCAUCAGAAUUAUGGCCGUCAGUGGUGUCUUUGGGCUGCUUUGCUGUGCACUGCAAGUCUAUGCUACUCUGUGGCUGUACGAGAUUGUGGGUGAGCGAGGGCUGUUCUACUGGUCUUGGUGGUUCCUUCAGUUCUGGUAUCGUAGUUUCGAACUUGCCAUGAGCUUUGCCAUGAGCUUUGUGGCCUCCUAUGCCUUCUGUCAGCCCAAUGGGAGGCCUGACCACACCUGCUGGAACAAGAUCGUUCAAUAUUUCCGCCAGUACAGAAAGACCGAGGUGCCUGAUUACCCCAACAACUGCUACGAUUGGUCAACUGGGACCCAAGAGAGAACCACCAACAAUGACAUUACCAGGAACCUGAUACACAACCCUCCAGAGUGCAUGGCUCUCAGAUCAUUGAAGGAAAGCAAUAAUGCAAAAACCAAGAGCUUCUACACCAGUGGGUCAAUCACCUCUCUGGAUUACAGGCCCAGGAUACCAGUGCUGGGGCCCAAAUCUCACAACAUCAUGAUGGGCCGUUCAUUCACCAGCAUCUGCAUUGAGAAGGAAUCCAUGAUGUCUCUCAAUGAUUUUGACUUGCGUCCACCCUCCCCUAUCAACCUCAGCAGAAGUAUAGAUGAUGCUCUAUUCAGAGAACACAUUGUUCGAGACAGUCUGUUUAACAGUUCUGGUCUUUAUUCCCCAAACUACCUAGCUGUCAAGAACUCCUCCUGUUCCUUGAAAGAGCAUAUUGAUCAGGCUAAUGACACGUUAAUAUCAUCGGAUUUCAAACGUCGGACGAGCGAUCCAGACUUGCUGUACAGCAUGGCCAGGUGCAGCUCAAUCAGUAAUGUCCAGGAGGUUGGGCCUGAUCCUUUGACAUACAGCCAAGCAGGCAGUAGAUUGCAGAGGACAGCUUCGGGCAGUUCCCUGGACACCUUAUCCAAGAUGUCCCUUGGACUCCAUUGGAACCCAUGGGCCUGUGACCCGUCCUCAAAUGAGAGCGUUCCCCCUGCUGAUCCAGCCAGCGAGGACCUCCUCUCGCACAACUCCAGAUCACACAAUCCUGAAAUCAAAGUGGAAGCAGAGGUCCCUGACAUUGAGGCACAGAAGAGCUUCAUUGAAAUAAGAGUGAUUGAUGACCUCAGUAUGUCCAGUGAUACGAUUGAACUCUAAUCCUUGGAUCCAACUCUGGUUUCUGGGUUCUAGAGACCAACUCCUUCCACUCAAAUAAUUGAAAUCUGGAAAUAACAGAGAUAAGGGGAAUGAAAGAAGGACACUCCUUGUGGGUGUUAAACCUGACCCAGUCAUAUCUCUUGUUGGGGAGCAACUCACUCUGCACUUCAGUGUACUCUCACCAGAACAAUGUGAGUGUUCCUAGCAGUUCACAUCCUUUCUUUUCCAUGCAUUGGCAAUGUACCUCCCAAUCCACUACGGAACCACCAUCAGAUGGUCUUAAAAGAAGAGCUCCUUUGUUAAAGAGGAAGACCUCCUUUGUUUCACUUUGACUGACUGCAAUAAGACUCCACUGCACUUUAUCUUCUUGAGAAUUGAAUCAAAACAGCUGGAGAGUUUCUCUAUGUAGCUAAGAAGGACUCAGUGGAUCUCUGCUUGGCCACCACUCUGUCAUAUGGUCAACCAAGAAUAUCUGAACUGGGACCAUUGACAUCACAAUGUAUUGAAGAGCCUGGAAAUGGAAGAUGUCUUGUUAUUCAAAGACCAUUUUAUUUUUCCAUUAUCUUUUUGACAUUAUUUGGGUGAAGGAGGAUUUGAUGCUGAAGGUGUACUCUUUCUGUCACCCAACCCAACUUGACCUCACCCAACCCAACUCCUGCGCAAUGGAGGAAGCAAGACCAACUCCUUCUAGUUAAUCUGGCUUCUCCCAUUGGAAGAGAACGUUGAAAGCAGAAUUCUUCACCCAUCUCCUGCCAGCUGAAUGAAAGAAUUAAGAGGCUUCUGCUCAGCAACAGAAGGUGACAAAUUUAGUCAUAGAAAAUUUACUAUAACGUACUUCAACUACAUACAUUAAACUAAAGAAAUAAAAAACUCCUGCAUAAAGAAAUUUAAACCAAUAUGCAAAACAAAGUCUUGUCAACUAUAAAUAUACCUCCAUUUUUCCUAAUGGGGUCCAAAAUGUGAUAUUAGUCACUAAAAUUAUGCAUUUCACAUGCCAUUGUUUCCAAAGUUGUUUGAUCCUUGGAGCUUUGAAGCGCCUCAACGACAUGAUAAAGCGCUUGUAUCAAACUCAAGGAAUAUUAUAUUAUUAUUAUCCAUAUUGGAUCACUGAUGGUGUGUCUGGAGGGGAGCUGAAAGGCUUUGAAAUUAGUUCAUUUCUGUCCCUGUGAACCUUUCUCAUGUUACAGGCAAUUGUCAGUAAAAUGUGGCUGACGAGAGGUUGGAAAGCAGAGCAGAGCACACACAGGGAUAGUUGGAAUGCAGGGGACAAUCUAUCCAUUGCCCUGAUGGGCACAUCUUUGCUUAACUCAACACAGGAACCAGAUGCACAGUAAUAUAUUCCCUGUUGUCUGUCCCAGAGACUUGCUUUACUACAAGUUCAGCAUUCUGAUGGUCUUAACUGGAUUCUGAAACACAGCAGGAUAUUUCACACUUUUGGUAGACUUGUCCAUCAAAUUUGUUCUAAGUACUGAUCUCCGUCCAGUGUUGUUGGGUCUGAGCACCAUCCAGUGGUCUGGAACUCCCAUUGCACCCUCUGGAGAACCGUAACUUUGAAUACACAAUGACACUUUUAAAAGAUUGGACUGGGUGUACAGUAUUUGCAUCAGCAAUGGAUGUAUAAGCAUGUUGAAGUACUUCAGACUCAAACUGAUGUAUUUGAUGGUUUAAGGAGAGACUAUUACAACAGACGAGGUGCUCACAGAGACAGAAAACACUCCGAGAGCUGAUCAGCUGCUUCAAGCAAAGACUGAAGUGCAGUACUCCAGCACUUGCAUGUGAUUAUCUAAAACCUGAACUUGGUCAGGCAACUUAACACGAGGAUCAACCACACUCCACCUUCUCCACAUGUAUAUAGCCAAAACAAUCAACCUUUGUGAGAAUCUUAUGUUUUCACAAUAUUUCCAAUUGGCAAUGGGGAAAACAUUUGUGGUAUUCCUUAAUUAACACUGCUAACUAACUAAAACAUUUAUUGCAUAUUUUAUCUCACAGUUCACUGCUUGCCUUCAGGAAUGUUUGGUGGUCAGGUUUUUGCUUACCUGUGAGGUAUGUGUUGUGCGGAGUGUGGCCAGAACACUCAGUGACAGCCGAGACUGGAAGACCCCAGAAUGUGCGUUGCGAGGUACUGUUAGUUAGACUCCAGCAGUUACCCCAAUGCGCUCUGGGGUUUCCAAGCCUUGGCUCUUGCCAACGUGCAUCUAAUACUCUCUGGAAUUAGUUAACCAGGAUGUGUCCCUCCAGGGAGAGUGUGUGUAUUCCAUUCUAGGCACGGAAAUUUCCAUGUGUACAUGGCAGACAAGGAACUCUCAAUCUGGUUUGGAUACUCGGAAACAUGCUGAUGUAUUUUCGUGUGCGUCGAGCACCAUGCUGACCAAAAAAAGCUCCAACUUAACAUCAGUGGAAACUUAGCUUAUUAGAAUAACACACUAGUUCUGAGGCCCUUAUGAAAAAUGUUCACUUUGCACAGAGUAAAGACCUACUCACAAUCUCUAUAACUGGUAUUUUUCAUUCCAUAACCUGAAUCCAGCUGGCAUUUGUGCAAUAAAGAUAUUGUUUGAUAUAUUUAGAUCAAGGCAAUGGGAGACUUAAGAAAAUCCAUGGAGUUUAAUACUUUUCAUACAGUGUGUGAUUAAUAGAGUGUGUAUAUUAUUUUCUAUAAGUAUGUAUGUCAGUUUGUGAGAGAUGAGUACAUGUAUAGAUGAAGGGGAAAGUGGGUGUAAUUAUAAAGAGUGCGUGGACUGGGUGUAUAAGAGUAAUGUGUAUAAUAAUAAUAAU